Prinia subflava (tawny-flanked prinia) is the source of this 2210-nucleotide messenger RNA. RefSeq lists its product as uncharacterized. Gene Ontology annotation, cellular component: plasma membrane; Golgi apparatus. Gene Ontology annotation, biological process: activation of protein kinase B activity. NCBI's taxonomy places the organism in Eukaryota, Metazoa, Chordata, Aves, Passeriformes, Cisticolidae. The record is from RefSeq and is a predicted model, not a curated record. The transcript is spliced from 9 exons. Bases 578 to 1951 code for a protein of 457 amino acids.
UCUUCCCUCCAAAAUUCCCAUUUCUUUCCCUCUUAAUUCCCUUUUUCUUCUUUCCCCUGAAAUUUCUCUCUUUUUCUCUCCAAAAUUCCAACCUUUUUUGUCUCAAAUUCCCCUUUUUUCCCCCCCAAAAUUCGUGAUUUUUCUCUCCAAAUUCUCUUUUUUCUCCAGGAAAUUCUGUCUUUUCCCCUCAGAUUUUCCUCAUUUUACCUUCCAGAUUUCCUCAUUCUUUUCUCCCAAAUUCCCAUUUUCCCCAAAAAAAUCCAUUUCCUUUCCCCUCAAAAUUCCCUGUGUUUUCCCCCAAAAUUUUCCAGAUUUUUCCCAACUUUUCUCCUGAUUUUUUUGCCUGAUUUCCGCCCUAUUUUUCUUCCCAUUUCAUUUGAUUUUUCCCUGACUUUUUUAUCUUUUCCUCCUAUUUUCUCCCUGAUCUUUCCCAGUUUUUUUCCCCAGUUUUGCUUUGUUUUUUUCUCGGAUUUUUUCCCAUUUUCCCCCCAUUCCCCCCCAGAAUUCUGAAACCCUUCCCGAAAUUCCCAAAAUUCCCAAAAUUCCCAAAAUUCUCAAUUUUUUUCCCCACAGCUCCAUGGAAAACCCAGCCUUCGAAAUGCACAGCGGGAGUGUUCCCACAUUAUCCCGGAGCAAAGAGGUACCAAAACAUUCCCAAAGAAAACCGGGAAGAUCCUCAAUGAGGUUUUUCCUGCUCUGUCUCCUGGCUUCCAUCAUCACCACCACCAUCGGGAUUUUGGUGCUUUCGCUGAUUUUUCGAGAUUAUCAGGAAUUUCCAAAGGAUUCCGGCGGGGAUGAGGCUCCGGGAGGGGAUCCCGAGGGAAAAGUGGAUCCCAAAUUUCGGUUCCUGUAUCAACUGAGGAAAUCUAAGGUGCACAAAUACCCCGGAGGUGAAAUCCAAUGGGCGCGAUUCCGGCGGAAUUCCCAGGAAUACGAAAACCUGGAAUUUCAGGAAUUUGGGAAUUUCCUGCACUCCCACAAAUCCCAGCUGACGCUGGGAACGCUGCGGAUCUGGAGCCGGGGGCUGCGAGCCCCGCACUGGCAUUUCAACGCCAACGAGCACGGAAUCGUCCUCCAGGGCUCGGCGUGGGUGGGGAUCAUUGGCCCGGACGACUCGAGGGCUGUCACCUUCAACGUGACGCGGGGCCAGGUCGUUUUCUUCCCCCGCAAUUCCGUGCACUGGGUGAAGAACGUGGGCGCCGGGGAUCUGCUCCUCCUGCUCUUCUUCUCCACACACGAGGAGCUGCUCACCCUCGACGUGGACGACGCCUUCUACUCCACGCCCGAGGACGUGGCAGCCAGGGCUCUGAAGCCCGAAGGGGGCGUGGCGUUCAUCAGGACAUUCCAGAAGCCGCAGGAGGACCAGGCCAUCAACCUGCCCAAAAACCUGGAUCAGCUCAUCCACAACUCCAGUUACCCCCAGUCCAGUGACUCCCAGGUCUGGAAGUUCUUCUAUGACCUGCCAGCAUCCCCGGAGUUCCCUUUCCCGGGAGGAGUUUUCCAAUGGGCGAGAUUCCGGAAAAACGGGACGGGACUGACGCCGAAUCAGCAAAUCUACAGCCAAUCCCUCAACCAGCAUGAGAACACACUGACCUUGGCCACGCUGCGGAUUUUUGGGAAUAAUCUGGGAGUUCCUCAUUUCCACUUCAACGCCAACGAGAUGGGAGUGGUGGUCAGCGGCUGUGGACUGGUGGGAGUGAUCACCUCCGACGAGAAGUUCGAGUUCACCGUCGGGGUCGGCGACGUCGUUUUCUUCCCGGUGGGAUCCCAACAUUUCAUCCAAAGUUUCUGCCAGGAGGAUUUGCUCCUGGUGCUUGCCUACAGCACAGGAAAUGAGCUGGAGACUCUCCGGAUGAAUCAAUAUUUCCACGGGACAGCCGAUCACAUCCUGGCCCAGCUCUUCUCCAAGGAUCAAGUGGAAUUCCAGAAAAUUCCAAAGAAAUCCCAAUAAUUCCCCAAAAAAUCCGGGAUUUUGGUGCUCUUGGGAUGAAUAAAAAGUGGGAUUUUGGGUGUAUUUAUCCCAGCUUUUCAUGGAUUUGGGGAAAUUUCAUUUUUUUGGGAAUUUCUGUGGGGGUUUUAGGGAAUUUUGGGGAAAUUUAUAGGAUUUUUUGGGAGAUUUUAGGAAAUAUGUUUGGGAUUUAUGGGUAGUUUUUACUGGGAAUUCCAGGAAGAAAUUAGGGAAUUUGGGGGGGGAAUUUCAGAGGGAUUUU